This is a messenger RNA of Cantharellus anzutake, 740 nucleotides long. RefSeq lists its product as uncharacterized. The transcript has a single exon. The coding region runs from base 39 to 254 and encodes 71 amino acids. NCBI's taxonomy places the organism in Eukaryota, Fungi, Basidiomycota, Agaricomycetes, Cantharellales, Hydnaceae. The record is from RefSeq and is a predicted model, not a curated record.
GUGAGAUAUACCAUACAUACAUAUACCUAUCCGCACCCAUGCCCACCAUCCACACUAGGGUAGUUCGCACGGAUCCUUCAUCCUGUGGCUCCCCACCCUCUAUCGAACGUGCGUGUGCGUGGUCAAGGUCUUUUAGAAAACAUCCUCCAUGUCUAGAUAUAGAAUCACCUCCUAUAGAACUAGCCAUAAGGGAGGGGAGGGGGCGGGCGGUGACCACCGCCGUGUUCGCGCUUAGCUUCGCCCAUAAGCGAUGACGAGCAGCACGUCAGGAAAAGGUAAAGAAAAAUCUAACAGAUAAACGAUGGAGAGUGAGCGUCACGUCAAUCUUCAAUCCAAUAUGACUGACCAGACUCAAGAGCAAUGAUUUCCGCAAUCGAAGUGAAUGAACUUCAUCAGAUUAGGAACUACUCCGAGUCCUUCCCAAAUUCCAUGCGUCCUCACAUCCAACUAGUCAGGUGCCCACGCUAGUUCAUCCCAUAGAUCUCCAUGUUGCGGUGAUGCUAUCUCCGAACGCCUCCGCGGUCUCCUAAUUUAUAUCAUUACAGGGUGAACUGUGAUUAGCUAGCUUGGAUCAACAUAUGCGUCCAAUACCAUGCUGGUUGGCAGUGUUGCUGUGUACCCCGCGCAAAGCACAAUAUCGAACGGACAGUCGAUGGCUAACAGUAACACAGCACACCUCCCACGAGAUACGGUGAUCCCUGGUAUAGAAGCAGAGGCAAUUACAAUGACGUUAAAUAGAG